UAAUUCACAGGAGAGCAGCCAGGUGACUCGCCAGGCACCAUCCAUCCAUGCACCUCCAAUAAUUGUGACUAGGAAUUACAGCUCGCUAGCGAGACGAAUCUCAUUCACUGUAGUCGUCGUGUCAUCGAAGCCCAACGCCAACCUUCCAUCCAUUAUAUAACCCCAACCACUACCUUCCACUCCGUCUUCUGCAAUCCCUACUGCCCACCCAUCUCACAUCUCGUCGCAUCUCGCGGGGUUUCUGUCCCUAAUCCAGCACUUGUUCUCUCCCGUCUCAAUUUUAUCGCGCCAGCCAUCAUGGCUUUAGGGAAUCCUUUCUCCGCUCGCGCCAGCUGUCCUUCAUCCCUGGUAACCCUAUUCGUCCUCGUCGCCCUACUCGUUGUCGCGCAUCAAGCCUCGGCCGCCAAUCUCCCGCUGGACGGCUGUCAGUGCGGCAAGUUGCGGGGCCUGGAGCGAGCGCGAAUCAACGCCGUCAAUUUCCGGCGCUUCGAGCAGCUGGGGUCGUUCAGUGGCGCGUUCAACAGCCACGGCGGCCGCCUCGUGCCGCACCAGCACGGCUCGGGCUCCGUCAACCUCGAGGUCUACCAGGAGGUCGGCAAUUAUGUCGAGGUGGUGCGCGGCCGGCAGGGCGCCACGCUCGAGGGGUGCUGCGCGGCGUGCGCGGCGUCGCCCUUGUGCUUCCAGUACCACUGGUUCAACAGCGCGCAGCAGCGCCGCAAUGCCAACGUGCGCGGGUUCGUGGGCGGCGCGCAGUGCUACCUGCUGGGGGAGGACGGCGGGGCGGGCGUGGGGGGGCACUUCAAGACGCCGUACAGCGGCGAGCAGGACGAGCAGCGCAUCAUGGCGCCCUACUUCCCGCAGAGCUGGGUGGGCGGAAUCUGCAAUUCGUCCGCCAUCCCCGCUUCCCCCGCCUCGCUCCCCCACCCCACCCAAUCCGACCUCGCCACGCUGGACCCUGACAGCCAGCUCAGCAACACCUUCUGCCUACUCAGCGACCGUCGCAUCCACGUCAACAUCCGCCUCACCGGCUACCACCCUGACCGCCUGCCCGCCCUCCCCGCGGACCCCCUCUCCGCCGCCGCCUCCUCCCUCUCCCUCCGCGGCCAAUCCCCCCCCUCCACGGGCGCACAGCCCCGCGCGCGCGGUUCCCCCGGGCUGCGCGCGUGGAUCAAGGAGGUGGGCGUGGUGUGGGUGGGGCACGAGGGGCGCCCGCACACGCUGCGGCUAGUCGCGCGCGGGGGCAAGCAGCAGGCGCGUGGGCGCGAGGGCUUCCUGUCCCUAGUAGAGAUGGACGGGGUGCAGGUGGCGGUGCCCGUGCAGGUGGGCGCGGCGGCGGAGGGCGGCGGGGGGCUGGUGGUGGCGAAGGUGGCGGAGGAGAAGGAGGGCGCCAUGGACGUGGACCAGUACGCCGUGAUGAUCCAGGGGCUCGCCGAGCUCAACGUGCGCGUGAGGGUGGCGCACCCGCUGCUGCAGAGCGUGGGCGAGGCGGAGGCGCACUUCAUCCUCGAGUUCAUGGACCUGCAGCCCACCCCCGCGGUGCACGGCGUGCUCGGACAGACGUUCAGGGACACCCCCGAUGGGCGGCACAGGGAUCUGACGUACGCGCACCUGGCGGGGCUGCUGCACCGGCCAGAGCAAGGGGGCGAGGGGGCGGAUGGGUUCCUGGAAGGUUCUUCAGAGGAUUAUGUGACGUCAGCCAUCACCCGGCCUGACUGCGCCUUCUCCGCCUUCCCCUCCAUUCCCCUCCCUGCUUGAACCACUCCCCUCCAUCGCACUCCCCGCCUGAAGCCCACCCCUCCCGUUUUUGACACGGUGGCGUGCUGCUCUUCCUGCCAAACAAGUUUAGGCUCACCCACUCUCGCUGCCACUCUGCGCUGCGCAUGGGCCGAAUGCGCCACACAUGGCUCUGAAGGGGCGCCAUGUGGCUGUGGUCGCUGUAUGGCAGCCGAGACACCCAAUAAAGAGGACAAUAAGCCAAGCAGCAGCGCUGCAGCAGCUAGCUCGCUAGCGACUACAGGAUCAGCACCUUUCCCUGUGCUGUCAGUGUGAAAAUAUGUGUAUACACAAGCAUGUAAUGCCUUCCAUAAUUAAUGUAUUGUACUCAU
Closterium sp. NIES-67 is the source of this 2105-nucleotide messenger RNA. NCBI's taxonomy places the organism in Eukaryota, Viridiplantae, Streptophyta, Zygnematophyceae, Desmidiales, Closteriaceae. The record is from the annotation of a GenBank genome assembly.